Molecule: messenger RNA, 3154 nt
Organism: Botrytis cinerea B05.10
Lineage: Eukaryota; Fungi; Ascomycota; Leotiomycetes; Helotiales; Sclerotiniaceae
Exons: 3
Coding region: 847-2292 (481 amino acids)
Biological process (GO): regulation of transcription by RNA polymerase II
Cellular component (GO): nucleus
Source: RefSeq, a predicted model, not a curated record
GGGGAAGGAAGGAGUUCACCGCACCGCUACUCUCACAUUUGUCUAUACACUUGUCUCUCUUGCCGUCUAAUGCUGUCUUGCCUUGUCUAGUCUGCUUUUGAUAUUUGACGUUUGACAUUUGACAUCUAGCAAGCCAUUCUCGUAGACUUCCCUUUUUCCAUCGUGUUCUACACACACACACACACACACACACACACACACACCUACACUCUUGACAAAUUUUCAUGUUAGAACGUGCUCGUAUUAUGCAAUUUUUACCAAAAUAGUGCAAAUUGGACGUUAAAGCGUUAAAGAGGGGAUUCUGGGGCUCCAGAUUUGCGCUAAUUCUACGGUCGUCUGAAGUAAUCAACGAACUUGGCUGGUGGCUCAUGGGCAGAUCUACCGGACCUUCUAUACAGAUCUCACACGCACGCUUCACUUUAUUCUUCCCUCAACCAUAUACAUACUAUUUUGCCCAUAUUUUAUACUCUAAUUUCCUUUUGCCUCUUUUAUAAUUUCACUGUGUAUAUUUUAUUAUCUGCCCGAGGUCAGCAAGAUCAUUAAUCGGCUGCGCGUUUCCGGGAAGGUACGAUUAGAAGCUCGCGCAAUAUAAUCGCAGCCCUGGAAGUCAAAUUAUCCUUUGCAAGAACGAGCCCACCAGUCCUAUAAACGAUUCGAGCCUCGGCCCUCACUUCCUGCGAAUCCGUCAUUCCAUUCGCUACUCGGAUUGUUCAUGCAAUCCUAUUUGCAUGGUCUAGCUAGAACCUCUACUGCGCUCGAGUCAAUCUGCACCUGCAUGCCUUGUAUGCUAUGAAUCUCUGCCUGGCAGUUCAAUGUAUGCGAUACGUUUAGUGGCUCAAUGGAACUAUGACCGAGAUCGCAGAUACCUACUUUGAUCCCGAUGACGUCGGUCCGCGCGACAGUCCUAUAUUAAAAGCGAUGCACAUUAAUAUCAGACCCUCUCCUCCCCCAGAGGUUCAUCCGCCUCCUCCCAUCAGUCCCGAAGCCGGUCCGGACGGACGCAGAGGUGAGAAAUGGCCUAAGAGUCGCGCUUGUCAAGCUGAUGCUGUACUUGUGGGUUUGAUGGGGGGAGGGAAACGUCCUGACAUUGCGCGGUAUGCUGGAAAUGAGGCGUUGCCCUCGGAUGAGGGUGAGGGAGACGAAAGUCCCAUCAGAGGCACGGCGGUGGAAAUCCCGGGACGUGAUAUUCCUCCUGGAACAGCUGAUCUUGAUAUUGCCCAGAAGGCAGUUGAUAUGAUAAAGCGCACAUUUCCGGAGUCUCGAAAUAAUUCGCUGGGUGCCGCUGGGGAGGCUCUUGAAGCUAAUAAGGUGCCCGCAAAUGGGAAUGCCAACACAAAUUCACAAGCACAGGAUGCUAUAGAUAUAGAAAGAGCACGAUUACGUUCCAUUUCCCAUGAAUUAUAUCAAAAUGCUACGGUACAAGGAAGUGGCAUAGAGGAAACACACUCUACCCCACCUAACGAUCCUGGAGGUCUCCCACCUAUGCUCCACUCUUCACCUCAAUCCGGCUCUACAAAUAGCAAUGGGUGUCAACAUAUUAAAUUACCAUCAAUAGCAGAAUCAUUGAAACAGCUUGUUGAGGAACCACUACCCAAUCCCAAUGAAGCUUCAUACUCCCAAUCUCCCGGAAGAUCUAUCUCACGAUUUCCUCCUGGACCCGGAGUAGCAUCACCAGGUAACUCUCCAAAUGGCCUUCGGAGAGAUAUUAUGUCCCCCUCGGGACCAUUAUUCAAUCAAUUUUCGACGAACAAUUCGAGGCGACUUUCAACGUCUGAAGGGCGUCCAUACGGCAUGACGGCGGAUUACAGCAGCGGGAGUAAUGCGGAAACGCCAAGUACUGAUCAAUCAGCUUCAACUCCUGCUACUAUGGCUAUUGAUCGUAUGAGUAUAGAUGGGAUUACGAAUCCACAGAUUGGAGGGUAUCAGUGCACUUAUCCGGGGUGUCUUGCUGCGCCUUUUCAAACUCAGUAUUUAUUAAAUUCCCAUGCAAAUGUACAUUCUUCCAAUCGACCACAUUAUUGUACGGUAAGAGGAUGUUCGAGAGCCGAGGGGGGAAAGGGGUUCAAGAGGAAAAAUGAAAUGAUUAGACAUGGUUUGGUUCAUGAUAGUCCGGGUUAUGUGUGUCCUUUUUGUCCGGAAAGAGAACACAAGUAUCCAAGGCCGGAUAAUCUGCAAAGACAUGUAAGAGCACAUCACACGGAUAAAGAUAAAGACGACCCGCUCUUGCGAGGAGUGCUCGCGCAAAGACCGGAAGGUCCUAGUAAAGGCAGAAGACGUAGAGGUGGCAAUUAAAAGCCACUUGGCGGAGUGGUGGCAGUUAAGGGAGAAAAGGAGAGCGGAGUCAAAAAUCGAAAAAAAAUAAAGAGCUUAGCUAUCUAUCUAUAUAUGGGUCGGAUUAUUUCUUCACGCAUGACAAAUUGCAUUUGCAAAUUCUCUUGCAAAAAGUCAUAAAGCGGAGUGGUGUUUCAUUAGGGAGGUCUUUUUUUUUUAUUGCGUUUGCUCUACUGGGUGAACUUUUACCUAGCAACGACGAACGCGCGCGCAUAAACUUUUUAUGACUUGAUGGUUAUGGAUUCCGAUUUGGAUUCGGAUUCGAAUGGGUUGGGUUGGAUGAAUGGAGUAUAGGAGGCACUUUUUGAUACCAGAAAUGGAUUUAGGGGGUGUUUUUUGUUGUUUUUGUUACUUUUUUUUUCCUUCUUUUUUUCGCCAAUGGAAUGGAAUUGAAUGGAAUGGAAUUGAGCUUUGCUCUUUAUUCUUGUUCUUGUUCUUUUCUCUCUCUCUCUCUCUCUCUCUCUCUCGUUUUCUUCUCGCUUCGCGAGAUUGGGGAAAUUGGAUAUUGGAAAUGGGGGAAGUGGGAGGGGGAGGGGGAUAUUGGAUAUGGGGAGUGAGUGAGUGAGUGGGUGGUUGGGUGGUUGGGCGAAUGACUGGAUGGAUGAGUAGGUGGAUGGAUGAAUGGGUGGCUGCUUGGAUGCUUGGAUAGAUGGAUUGAGUAGCAGGAUUCUUCGGUUUCAUGUCUAUGUAUGCUACAUACUACUCACUACCCAGUUUAUUCUUAAACUUCAGAUUCGUUAAGAGAGCAAUUUGAGACUCUAGAAGUGUAUGGAUGGAUGUAUUUUGAAGUGUGGAUUUCAAUCGCUCGUAGGAAUAAAAGACA